This is a messenger RNA of Leptopilina heterotoma, 1084 nucleotides long. RefSeq lists its product as uncharacterized. The record is from RefSeq and is a predicted model, not a curated record. The transcript is spliced from 6 exons. The coding region runs from base 139 to 882 and encodes 247 amino acids. NCBI's taxonomy places the organism in Eukaryota, Metazoa, Arthropoda, Insecta, Hymenoptera, Figitidae.
AGAAAGAAAUUCCGACAUGUGUUGACAUUAGCUGACGACGCCGCGCUAGCAUAACCUUAAAAUCAAUGAAAAUCGCAGAAUCGGCAGAAAUUUACACAUUACAUACAUGUAAAACAAAGAAUAUAUAAUCGGGACAAAAUGUCGAACUUUUGCCCACCGGAAUUCUGUGUUGUCGAAGAUUCUGCUUUCUCUUCAAGAAAAGCUGAGGACAGUUUAAGCGGUAUGAGCGAUGGCAAGGGAAAAAGUCAGGAUGUUUCUGUUUUUUACGAUUCACCGGAAGACCUGGCGGAACUUAAUUUGGAUAAGAAGGACAUUUUGAUAUUGAAGAAAUUAAAUGCAAUAGGAAUGAUGCUUGAGACUCUUUGCCAGAAUCAGCAAUCAGAUACUUUGAACAUGAUUGAUCCAUCGCCUUUAACUGAAGACUUGUUCGGGACGUUUCAUAACAAGGAUGAUGAAUUAAGUAUUUUCCCUGCAAGCGGCGAAUUGGAAGUUCAGUUGAUAGAACAAAAACUAGUAGACACUCGAUUCUUUGGAAAAGUGGCGUACGCUUUAAGUAGACUUGGAAAACACACAAAUCUCAGCUUGACUGUCACAAAUCUACUAAAUCAGCUGCUGAAAUUUGAAGCAGGAGAGAGAUUUUCAUUCCUUGGAAGAUCAGGAAAAAAACCCGCUUUUAAAACUACAAAUUUGUGCUCCGUCGUAUGCUGUGCCGCGCAAAAACUUUACCCAACUGCAACGAGAUCCACUGUAGAGGAAUACAUAAAGACCUGGUUGAUCCAAUGUAAAAAUCGACGUCAAAGAAAAAACGAGAGUGCAAGAAGAGCCGCUGAGAAAGGAAUAAAUCGCAUAUUCAUUAAACUAGAAGAACCGCAUAUGGACUAAUGACAUAAUAUCCUAACAAUUUUUUUACUAUCCCCCUAUAUAUAAAUAUAAAUAAUAUAAUUAUUAUCACGGUGUGAUAAAUUAAUAUUUAUCACGUCUCUUAUUGUCAUUUCUAAACAAUUGUAUCGUAUAUUGUUUAACUUAAAAACUUAAUGUAUGAACGUAAUAUGGUAUAUAAAUAUAUGCUAUUGAACUUGUGUCA